AUGGAAAGUCAGGAUAGUGAUAAUCCUAAGAGAAGAGCACAAGUAAAACGUGAAGCUCUUUCGUCUUAUUUGAAGCUCACUUCAUCAAACUUUCCUGCUGAACUGAUCCACGGGUCAAAAUGGCUGGAGUCUGAUCGCAAGAAAUUGCGGUGGGAUCAAGGUUCAGAUGAGAGAAAGUUGGAAAUUUUUGAAAAGCUCGAAGAAAGAAGCAAGGGACAUAAUGAAAAAGAUGCCCAUGCCUCGGAAAGAAAAGGUGAAAGUGAUGAUGAGGGGUUAGCAGAAGGAGAGGCUGAAGAAGAAAGCAGUGAAGAUGAUUAUAAUCAGAACGUAGACUUUGAUGAUGAUGAAGACGAUCUGAAUAUGGAGGAAGAAGCUGAUGAAGAUUUCUAUGAAUAGAAGGCUGCUGCUCCC
Messenger RNA from Dioscorea cayenensis subsp. rotundata (Guinea yam), 411 nucleotides. Its product is annotated as ribosomal L1 domain-containing protein CG13096-like. Bases 1 to 396 code for a protein of 131 amino acids. The transcript is spliced from 7 exons. Gene Ontology annotation, cellular component: RNA polymerase III complex. Lineage: Eukaryota; Viridiplantae; Streptophyta; Magnoliopsida; Dioscoreales; Dioscoreaceae. Gene Ontology annotation, biological process: transcription by RNA polymerase III. The record is from RefSeq and is a predicted model, not a curated record.